UAAGCAUCCUGACCGAGUACCCAUCUGUUGCACAGCUGAGAUUCUACCGUUCGACCGUGCGCUCUUCCGCACUUGUAGGCUAGCUACGACUAUGUUACCUCAACUUUUGUGGUUCCAACGGUUAGAUCGACCGACUCGAGCGGCCCUGAGUAUAUUGCUCUAGGAGUUGCCUUUUACUGCGACAAUAUCGUCUUGACCGCCCUCGGUAUUUCGGUUGCUCCCAACGGGACUGUUGACAUUAUUGGUACGUACCCAAUGAAGCUAGCGCGCCUGCAAGUAUGUUGACCACGAAUGGGUCGUCGUUGCCCUACACAGCGGGUGAUGCCGGGGAUGAACCCACCCUCCUAAACAUAACAUUCAGCGUCGGUGACAUAGCCAGGACAUCUAUAAAAGCGUUGCACAACCACACAUUCGCCGCAACUGUUGAGAACUUGACCACGAAACACAAGUCCGGGGGACUGGUCACUGCCGUCAAGUAUCCUCUGUGUAACAGUCGCUAUGCCGUAUGGGCUAUCGGGGCGGUCGAUAGGAACAACACUCAGACCUCUUAUGUGGACUUUGGUACCGUCACUUUCUUCAAUGCCUCAGCUCGUCAACAUUCUCCACUACCAUUUCCUCUUCCAAUGUGACUGUAUCGUAUAUCGGAAACUGAUCUGCCAUAUCCGUUCGAUAUAAAUAAAACUGUAUUUUUGACAUGGACUCCUCGUUUUCUUCAUCUUUCAUAGUGAGUGCUAGUCUUUUCAUGUAUGCGC
This is a messenger RNA of Cantharellus anzutake, 752 nucleotides long. RefSeq lists its product as uncharacterized. Gene Ontology annotation, biological process: proteolysis. Lineage: Eukaryota; Fungi; Basidiomycota; Agaricomycetes; Cantharellales; Hydnaceae. The coding region runs from base 279 to 629 and encodes 116 amino acids. The transcript is spliced from 2 exons. The record is from RefSeq and is a predicted model, not a curated record. Gene Ontology annotation, molecular function: glutamic-type endopeptidase activity.